Molecule: messenger RNA, 1062 nt
Organism: Gadus chalcogrammus (walleye pollock)
Lineage: Eukaryota; Metazoa; Chordata; Actinopteri; Gadiformes; Gadidae
Gene: gper1
Product: G protein-coupled estrogen receptor 1
Exons: 1
Coding region: 4-1062 (352 amino acids)
Biological process (GO): G protein-coupled receptor signaling pathway; cellular response to estradiol stimulus
Cellular component (GO): membrane
Molecular function (GO): nuclear estrogen receptor activity; G protein-coupled receptor activity
Source: RefSeq, a predicted model, not a curated record
AGCAUGGAAGAGCACACCACCUCCAUGCUUUGGAUCUAUGUCAACGCCACGGAAUGGCUGAACACCUCGUACGACUACAACGCCACGACUGAAAACCCGGACACGUACCCGUACUACGUGAUCGGCCUCUUCCUGUCCUGCCUCUACACCAUCCUCCUCUUCCCCAUCGGCUUCAUCGGCAACAUCCUCAUCCUGGUGGUCAACCUGAACCACCGCGAGCGCAUGACCAUCCCCGACCUCUACUUCGUCAACCUGGCCCUGGCCGACCUCAUCCUGGUGGCCGACUCGCUCAUCGAGGUGUUCAACCUCAACGAGAAGUACUACGACUACGCCGUCCUCUGCACCUUCAUGUCCCUCUUCCUGCAGGUCAACAUGUACAGCAGCAUCUUCUUCCUGACGUGGAUGAGCUUCGACCGCUACGUGGCGCUGGCCGGCACCCUCAGCAGCAGCCCCCUACGGACCAUGCGCCACGCAAAGCUCAGCUGCGGCCUCAUCUGGACGGCGUCGCUGCUGGCCACGCUGCUGCCCUUCGCCAUCGUGCAGACGCAGCACAACGGCGAGGUUCACUUCUGCUUCGCCAACGUGUCGGAGAUCCAGUGGCUGGAGGUGACCAUCGGCUUCCUGGUGCCCUUCUCCGUCAUCGGCCUGUGCUACUCCCUGAUCGUGCGCGUCCUCAUGAAGGCCCAGAAGCACCGGGGGCUGUGGCCACGACGGCAGAAGGCCCUGCGCAUGAUCCUGGUGGUGGUGCUAGUGUUCUUCAUCUGCUGGCUGCCGGAGAACGUGUUCAUCAGCAUCCAGCUGCUGCAGGGCGCCGCCGACCCAGACCAGCCGACCGCCCCCACGCUGUGGCACCACUACCCGCUCACGGGCCACAUCGUGAACCUGGCGGCGUUCUCCAACAGCUGCCUGAACCCCAUCAUCUACAGCUUCCUCGGUGAGACCUUCCGGGAUAAGCUGCGGCUCUUUAUUAAGCGUAAAGCCAGCUGGUCCGUGCUUAACCGCUUCUGUCAACACACGCUCGACUUACACCUUCCUGUGAGGAGCGAGGUGUCCGAGGUGUGA